This is a messenger RNA of Clavispora lusitaniae ATCC 42720, 450 nucleotides long. RefSeq lists its product as uncharacterized. Gene Ontology annotation, cellular component: cytoplasm. Lineage: Eukaryota; Fungi; Ascomycota; Pichiomycetes; Serinales; Metschnikowiaceae. The record is from RefSeq and is a predicted model, not a curated record. Gene Ontology annotation, biological process: protein refolding.
AUGUCUUCGCAUUACGCUGUGCUUGGCGUCUCGCCCUCGGCGUCGCCCGAAGACAUCCGCGCCGCCUACCGCAGCCUUCUUCUCACGUCGCACCCCGACAAAACCGGCGGCGCCGUGGCCCGCAUCUCAGUUCUGCGCCUUAAAGAAGCCUACGAGGCGCUUAGCGACCCCCAGUGUCGUGCGCAGUAUGACAAGAAGUUGGGCUCGCAUCUGCGCCCGUUUUUGGGCUCGGGGCUCGAUCUGUAUACGCUCGAAACGUUUGUGGAGACCGAUGGCAUUUGGGCGCGCGAUUGCCCGCGGUGCUCUGCUCAGGCGGCGAUUGCCCUUACCGAGGCGGACUUGGAGGCAGGAACGCCCGACGGCGCAGGCGGGCUUCAGCUUGCGGCGCCCUGUCUGAGCUGCUCGCUCUGGAUCACAGUGCAGUACGAAGAGGUGGAAGAACUGGAGUGA